CUUUUCUUCAACAGUUUAUCUCGAGGUAGAAUAAGUGGAUAAGUAGAUGCUUCUCAUUUUCAUUCAUAGGAAAUACACUACAAAGUUCUCUGGAAAGGAGUUGGGGAAAAUAGGAAGCGAUAGCGAGAGGUGUGACUGCAUGUUAAAUACGAGGAGCUGUGAGCUGAAGGCGUGAACUCUGAGCGAGCAGCGCGCGAGCAUCACGUUCACUGGGAAUUACAAGAUACGCAAGGUGACGACUUCUACAGCCAUGUCGAACGCUGAAAAUUGCAGCCAUCAGAAUCAAACAGACAAAUUCAUUGACUCAGAGUUUCGUUACACUCUCUUUCCUAUAUUCUAUGGCAUAGUCUUUGUCUUGGGGUUGCUGGCCAACUGCUAUGCUCUUUAUGUGUUGCACUAUAUGCGGGAGUCUAAAGCUAUGAAUGAGAUUCGAAUCUACAUGACCAACCUGACCGUUGCAGACCUGCUGUUCGUGUCCGCUCUACCUUUCUGGAUUGGCUACUACGUGAAUCACGGUGACUGGAUAUACUCGGAUGCCCUCUGCCGUAUCACAGGCACAUUUUUCUUCAUUAACACAUACUGCUCCAUUCUCUUCCUUACUGUCAUCAGCAUUAACCGUUACUGGGCUGUUACCAGGCCACUGGUGGCUGCCUCUUCUGACUGCUGGAAACGUGGAGCAACUGUCUCAGCGUUCAUCUGGGUCGUCACUCUUGCGGCAUCGGUUAAAUACCUCAUUGAUCCGGGAAUCCAAAUGAAUGAAAUUGAAAACAAAAAUAUUUCUCGCUGUUUCGAGGGUUAUCAUUGCACGGAACGCUCUGUUAGAGAAGCAGUGGCCAUCACCCACUUCAUCAUUAUUGGCUUGUUCUUUCUUGUUUUCGCAUUGGUGAUUGUCUGCAACAUCCUAAUCGCUCGAGCUCUUCUGGCCCAACCCAUCAGUCAGCCUCGAGCCAGCACAGGAAAGCGUCCUGGUGGUACCAAGCGCAGAGCUUUGAGGAUGCUGUGUGGUGUCGUGGGUGUCUUUGUGAUCUGUUUCCUGCCACAUCAUGUGGUGCAGGGUCCCUGGACUUUGUCUGUGCUGGGCCUGAAAAAUUAUUGGAGCAUGGAGACUCACCAAAGCUUAAACGAUGCUCACCAGAUCACCCUCAUGCUUAUGGGGAUCAACUGCCUCCUGGACCCGUUGGUGUAUUGCUUUGCCACCACAAAGUUCCGCAAAUACAUCCAGGGUCAUUUCACAAGGGUCAAGAAUAACAAACACUGCUCGCGCAACACAUUAAGCACGGCUAUGUCACUGAAGAGCAGACAUCAGAGUGAAUUAUGAAUGCUGUCGAAGAGCAGAACACAUAUAACACAGUAACACACUGAUAAAUGUAUGGUGUUCAUUUUAAUCAGUUAGAGUCCUAUUCUGAAUCUUUCAUAUUUGAGCAGAAUUUAAUUUCAAUUCAAAAUUAUGUUCUGUUUGGAUUUUUAACGGGUUUCACCAAAAAAAUGAAAAUUCUGCUUAUGUCAUUCCGAACCUGUAUGACUUUCUUCUGUGGAACACAAAAUAAGAUUGUUUAAAAAUGUUUCAAUGUUUUUACAACGAAACGAAAGUCAGUGGUAUCCAAAGAAAGUAAUGGAGCUGGGUAAAUAAUUAACAGAAUUUUAAUUUUUGUGCAAACUAUCCCUGUAAUGCAACCAAAGGAUCGAUACUUAAAAUUAGAUGUUCAUCUUUCAAUUGCUGCCUCUUUCAGGCAACUCCUUUAAACUAUAGAUUAUUUCAAGCAUGAUUAUUCAACACGUACUUAUAAAUGCUUUAUAUACUGAAACAUUAAGCAUUUAUAAUGUGAUUCCUAUAUUGUCAUAUUGUCUCUUAAAGAGAUAAUCCACCCCAAAAUGAAAGAUUUGUCACCAGUUACUUACCUUGAUGUCAUUCCAAACUUUUAUGACUUUCUUUCUUCUGAGGAACACAAAAGACGAGAUUUUGAAAGUCAGUGGCGUUCAAACAACUCUGGACCCCAUUGACUUGGGCAGAAAACACUGAAACGUACUCAAAAUAUUUAUUUAUAUUCCACAGAAGAAAGUCAUGUAGGUUUGUAACAACAUUAGGGUGUGAGUAAAUGUUUGCUCUUGUGUAGGUGGAACUGACCUACAUUUAUAUGUGUCAAACAAACUCGUUAUCUCAUUCUUGGUAAAGAUGCUGUGGUGUUCGUUCUUGUUGUCAUAUAAGGACAGUCUUCUGUAGAAUGAAGAAGACAAACGAGUAAAGAGGAUGCUGCUGGUUAAUCUGACUGAAGUGUGAGGUGAUAAGAACAGAAGAAAUUUUUUUUUAUUUUAGACAUAAUAGCCCCUUUCACUCAAAACAGUCUUGACUCUUUACUGAUAAAAUAAUGAUAAAUUAACAUUUAGAAAUCAUGUGUAAAUGGGACUUUUUUUUUAAAUAUUGGUAAUUUUCUGGCAAUUUUUUCAGUAGUCCUAUAUGAGAAGUUGUAACAUUAUCAAUAAAUUACCGGCAUGAUAAUGUGUGUGAACAAAGAAUAUGAUUGCCGGUAUGAGCAUGUGCGAGUGUUGACGUGAGAAGUCUGCUUUGGGCCAAUCAUAAAGCUCUGUUGGAGCUUUUUACCAUUAGCUCCGCUGCUUUUAAUUGUUUUUCUAUGUAAACAUGCUAGUUGGACGUCUGACCGCAUUUUACGCUCGAGACCCUGCCUUCAUUUCUAUUCAUCAGCACUGUGGCUCUGCAGUCACUUGUUCAUACUAUAGUAAACUCAGUACUAUACAGUUACUGCAGUUUUAUCAGUGUUGUGUUUUAUCAGUGUUGUGUGUGCAAAAACAAUUUCAUCCCUUACACCUGGCACUCAGAAUAUAUAUGUAUGUUAUCAAAUUGGCCAGAUAGUAAAACAAAAGCAGGUGGAUAAAGAAAAUGGCUCAGCGUUUAGAGGUCAUUUCUGAUGAUUAACAUCACAGAGUUUACCGGUAUUUUGGUAGAAACACAGAACACCAUUGCUUGUGUGAACAGUCAAGCUACUGGAAAAGUCAACCUGGUAUUUUAACGGUUAUUUACCGGGUUUAAUGUCUUGAAAGGGGCUAAUGCUGAUGAAUGAAGCUAUUUGUUUUCUGUGAUACCAGAGUUUCACUGUUCAUAAAGGGAGAAGUUGUGGUGCUGCUAAAGAGUCAGGAUUAUUUGUGAUAUAAAUUGCACAUAAAGGUGGUCAAUUGAUUUGUGUCUGAUGUCACUAUAACAUAAAAUACUGCCUUACUUGUUGUGAAGUAUUUCUGAGGAGCAUUCCUGUGGGUUAGGUUUUGUCACACAGGAAAUCUUCAUAUUCUUUUGCAAUGAUAUGUUUUCCAAAAUGGGGAACUUGAGCCACACACCCAUGGGAAAUGUGCACAUAAACCACUGAAAUGACCACUAAACUGCCCUGUUCAUGUUCUAUAGCCUAUCAAGCGAUUUUAGACAAUGUUACAUUUAACAAAAUUUUGUUUGGUAACGUUUCACAAUAAAGUUCAAUUUGUUAACAUUACAGCUCAAUAGUAUAUUCAUAAAUUAACAUGAAUCUACACCAAUCAAUUCAAUACUGUAAAAAAUUUUCAUUGUUUAUGAUACCUAAUGCAUUAAUGUUUAACAAUUUAUUGUAACAAAAUGACUGUAUGAAAUAACAAUUUGUUUUCACAAAAGUUUAGUAAUAAUAAUUAUUCCAAUUAUGAAAUGCAGGUUUGUUGACUUGUACUUUGUUCUUAAUUGUAAAUCUAUGAACUGCUGAAGAUUAUUUUAUCCACUUAUAGUGCCAUGAUGUUAUUUAUUUAACAGGAUGUGAUAUUUUUUUCUGAUAUGUAAGAUGAUAUCUGUUUUAUAUGUAUGGUUUACAUUUAAUGUAUUGCAAAAACAGACUUUUAUGAAAAUAUGUGUUUAAAUUCCCAGUAAUGUCUUGCCAUUCUUUAUUACUUAAUAUGGUGUGUGUGUGUAUAUGAGCUGAGUUUUAUGGUGGCAUUUAAGACAUUUAUUCGAUGCUCAGCGAUAUUCACCGUUGUUUCCUUGUGGUUUAACACAUUUUAAAAUAGCAUAAUGCUUGUAUGGCAGCUGCUUCUGAAGAAUCUUUCUUAAAAAUAAACUUCUGCAUUAAGCAGGAAGUUUGGCAAGAAACUGUUAUGUGUGCUCUAAUUUGUAAAGAGAUUGUUCAUCCAAAACUAAUAGUUGACAUUUACUCAUCUUCACUUUGUUGCAAACCCAUAUGACUUUCUUCUUAGGUACAUGAAGGAGAUGUUAUGCAACAAUAGGGACUUGGGUUUUUGUCAAUUCAGUUUAAGUGAAUGAGUAACCUGUUCAUCUCUUGACUAGAAAAGAAGAAGAGUGAAGGACAGUUGUGAAAGACUAUUGGUCCCACAUUCUACAGAUACUAAAGUACAGCAAGUGUUUUAUAUUUAUUCAAAUGAUCAUUGAUGUUUGCACAUGAUGUUGUUUAUAUCAUAUAAGGCUUAAUCUGUGCUAAAAAGGCUAAAUAAAAUAAAAAAAACUG
Ctenopharyngodon idella (grass carp) is the source of this 4490-nucleotide messenger RNA. RefSeq names its product platelet-activating factor receptor (gene ptafr). Gene Ontology annotation, biological process: G protein-coupled receptor signaling pathway; chemotaxis. The record is from RefSeq and is a predicted model, not a curated record. Gene Ontology annotation, molecular function: platelet activating factor receptor activity; G protein-coupled purinergic nucleotide receptor activity. Gene Ontology annotation, cellular component: membrane. The transcript has 2 exons. Bases 251 to 1318 code for a protein of 355 amino acids. NCBI's taxonomy places the organism in Eukaryota, Metazoa, Chordata, Actinopteri, Cypriniformes, Xenocyprididae.